Rhodamnia argentea is the source of this 1076-nucleotide messenger RNA. RefSeq names its product protein SRC2 homolog. The transcript has a single exon. Gene Ontology annotation, biological process: defense response. The record is from RefSeq and is a predicted model, not a curated record. Bases 30 to 905 code for a protein of 291 amino acids. NCBI's taxonomy places the organism in Eukaryota, Viridiplantae, Streptophyta, Magnoliopsida, Myrtales, Myrtaceae.
UUCGCUGCUCGUCUCUCUUGGCGCAGUUCAUGGAUUCCAACACCUUGAUCGUCAAGCUCCUCCACGGCAAGGACGUGCGAGCGUUCAACUUCUUCCAGAAACUCAACGUCUACGCCCGAGCCUCCGUCGUCAGCGACGACCCCAGCAAGAAGCUGGGCCGGGACCAGCAGCAUCGGACUCCGACGGUGAAGGAAUGCGACGGCGACCCCGAGUGGAAGCACGAGGUGCGGUUCGACCUGUCGGAGAUCUCCCUCCGGGACUGCGGCCACGUCUUCCUGCGCGUCGAUCUGUUCCACGAGGGCGUGAUGUUCGGCGACAAGCACAUCGGCGAGGUCCGCGUGCCGCUCACGGAUUUGGCCGAGCAGGGGGACGGAGUGGUCAGGUUCGUGAGCUACCAGGUGAAGAAUCCGGAAGGGAAGCCCAACGGAGCGCUGACCUUCUCGUUCAGAGUGUGCGGGAAGGGCCAGACCGACGACGCCGCGGCGGCCGGGACCGGACCGGGCCCGAUCGUCGGCGGAUAUGCGGUCGUUAACCCCCCUCCGCACGGCGGAUGGGGCGAAGUCGGAGCCACGUUUUCAGAAAACCAGCCUUCGUCGCCAGGAGUUCAGUACCCAGUGAUUGAUUUUCAGAGCGAAUCAAACGAAACCUAUCCUGCCGUAGUACCUCACGAAAGCUAUUACCCGCCGCCGGAGAGCUACUAUCCUCAGCCGCCUCCGAUGCUACCUCCGCUGCCGCCUCCGCCACCGCCGCCCUUUGCGCACGGGGCGUGUUAUUACCCACCGCGUCCGCCUCCGCUCGGUCCGUGGCAACACGAUCCGUACGCAGGAGGCCACAGGUUCGGCGGAGGGUGGCGAGGAGGGCCGUGGGAGAGGGAUCGGAGCUUGUCGUAUUGGACUGGCAGGUGAGAUGGGGACGGUGGUUUGAAUUGUCGUUGGAGCGUGCGGGUAACAUCGAUGUAUGUAUGUGCUUUGCAUAAAAGAUGUUCGCACUGAAUUAAAUGGUAGUGACCGACGACCAGCUGUUGAGAUAAAGAUUUUCGAGAUUUUCCGUUACGCGACGUUUCCCCGUCACUUUCC